This is a messenger RNA of Microthlaspi erraticum, 2469 nucleotides long. Lineage: Eukaryota; Viridiplantae; Streptophyta; Magnoliopsida; Brassicales; Brassicaceae. The record is from the annotation of a GenBank genome assembly.
AUGGUAACCGGGUCUAAAACUGGGGGUAGUCCUCCGAUGGCAAUUGAUGAAAAAACGAGGAAGAUGAUCCGUUCCAUAAGGGAAAUUGUGGGUCAUCACACUGACGCCGAUAUCCUUACUGCGUUGAAAGAAGAAAACAUGGAAGCUGAUAUGGCUGUGCAGAAGCUGAUUUAUCAAGAUCCAUUCCACGAGGUGAAGAGAAAAAAGGAUAAGAAGAAAGAGGAGCCAGUAAUUGUGGAGCCUGCUGAGAGAAGAAAACCUUCUGAAAACGUUUCCAGAGAAGUGAAUUAUCGUCCACAGCCUGAACAUAAUGUUCGGAGAGGAGACUACAAUCAGAAUCGUUUUUCCAGGAAUGCAGCUCCUCGCAAUGCCUUUCCUAGGAAUCCCGCUACUGGACCCAGCAGAGAGUUUCGUGUUGUUAGAGACAACAGGUCUAAUCAGAAUGCAGAUAAAGAAGUGAAGCAUACUUCCGCCCAGUCAUCGAGACCAAAUAUUAGCGACGAGGUUGCCAUUCGAAAUAAAAGGAGCUCGUCCGGUGAUCGGGAUGUGGCUCAUAGGAGGUCCAGGCAGACUGGAAAUGUUCCUCUGCAUCGUCCUACAAGAAAAGAACUCAAUGAGGGAAGGCAGAUAGUUCAUGAUGUUACUGUGCCAUCAAGCAAUUCUGUUCUUGGCGUAUAUUCUUCUUCUGCAGAUCCAGUUCAUGUACCAUCUCCUGAUUCUAGAGCAUCAGCUGUUGGAACUAUCAGACGUGAAGUUAGGGGUGUAGGUUCUGGUGGAAAACCUUCUGAAAACGUUGCUAAAGAUUCCCCUGCAGCUGAUACUUUGGUGGAGUCUGCAAUUACAAAAGAUGUUCCAAAAGCAUAUAGACCAUUUUCCCCAAUUUCCAAGGUUGAUCAAGUCAGUCAGACUAAUGCACGAGAGUCUGCUAUGCCCAAUCAUAGGUCUCUUUCAAACAGUCGCUACCAACAUGUUAAAACACAACAUCAGGCGGGUGGUCAUCCAAGAGGAGUUCCUCAGAAUAAACAGUGGAAGCCUAAAUCUAAUCAGAAAUCUAAUAACCCUGGAGUAAUUGGAACUCCUAAAAAGUCUCGUGCUCCUCCAACUGAUAAUUCUGUAAACUUGGAAUCAGAAAUUGAGAAGCCGCAGGAUACGGUUUUGCAUGUUAGCAUCAGCGAAAGUCAGAAUGUAAUCAUUGCAGAUGAUAUUCGUGUCCCAAAGACUGAUCGCUAUCAGCUAUCUUUUGGUAGCUUUGUUAUGGAUUUUGAUCCUUCAGUAAAUACAGAAUCCACCGGGAAUCUGGAUUUUGAUCCUUCGCAAGAACUUAAGCGCGUUGAUAUUAAUGACAGUUUGCCAACUCCGCCUCCCAAGGCUUCAACCAAUGGUGCUUCGGACACCAAGACUGGGGAAGGUUUUGAUAGUGAAGUUAGAAACUCUGGAGCUGACUCACCACCUCCUGCAUUGAUGGCGUCAGAGCAACAAUUGUCUGAACAGAAGGAGGCUCCUGGAUCUCAGAGUUUGGAUGAGUAUGCGCAAAUUGAAUUCAUCAGUGGAAAUAGUCCUCCUUAUACUGCUCUAGAACCGAAGCAGCAACAAGAUCCUCUUGAACUGCACAGUUUUACACAGGAUUAUGAUCCCCGAGGUGGUUAUGACUUGCCGUAUUUCAGGCAACCAAUGGAUGAAAACAUGCGGGGACAAGGAGUACCUUCUGCACAGGAGCAAGCAUUGAAUCCGCACAUGUUCAACAACGCCCCUGCAUCGACAAUUCCAAUGUUGCAGCAGCAACAGGUACCGAUGGCACAGAUGUAUCCGCAGGUCCAUGUUUCACACUUCCCCAACGGCAUGCCGUACCGCCAGUUUCUCUCCCCAGUCUAUGUCCCCCAAAUGCCCAUGCAAGGUUACACUGGUAACCCAGCAGCACAGUACGCUCACCCUUCAAAUGGCAAUAGCUAUGUGCUGAUGCCUGGAGGCAGUUCUCAUCCCGGUGCUAAUGGCCUCAAGUAUGGGAUCCAGCAGUUUAAGCCUGUUCCUACAGGUGCUCCUACGGGUUUCUCGACUUUCAACAACCCCAAUGGGUAUGUUAAUGCUCCGGGAUUCGAAGAUUCAGCUCGCAUCAAGUACAAAGACGGAAAUGUAUAUGUCCCUAAUCCUCAGGCCGAGACUUCUGAAAUAUGGAUGCAAAAUUCAAGAGAUCUUCAGUCUCCACCGUAUUACAACAUGGCUGGACAAACGCCACAUGCUGCUUACUUGUCGUCCUUCAACACUCCUCCAGUGCAAUCGUCUCAUAUGCAGUUCCAAGGCGUCUUUCACUCGCCGCAGCCUGGUCCAAUGACGGCUAAUGCGCACCAUAUGGGGCCUGGACUGGGUGGUAACGUUGGGCUCGGGGUUGCUCCAUCUCCUUCUCCAGUUCAAGUUGGUGCCUAUCAGCAGCAACCUCAGCUUGGUCAUCUUAACUGGCCAGCAAACUUCUGA